AUGAAACUCUUGGCUGCAACACGAGCUCUGAUUUUUGCCGGUGUUGCUGCAAGGCAAGGCCUUGCUGCCGCCACUCAGGGGCUCUCUGAGGACGUCUAUAGUCGCUUAGUCGAGAUGGCCACCAUCUCCCAGGCUGCCUAUGCUGACCUAUGCAACAUCCCAACGACAAUCAACACGGUGGGAAAGAUCUACAAUGCUGACACGGAUAUCAACGGAUGGGUCCUUCGAGACGAUAGUCGCCAGGAAAUCGUCACUCUUUUCCGGGGCACAGGCAGUGACAAGAACAUGCAACUCGACACCAAUUAUACGCAGGCUCCUUUUGACAGCCUUCCUCAAUGCAGCAGCUGUGCCGUGCAUGGCGGGUACUAUCUUGGCUGGAUAUCCAUCAAAGAUCAGGUCGAGUCCUUGGUCCAACAGCAGGCCAGCCAGUAUCCUCAGUAUGGAUUGACAGUCACGGGUCAUAGUCUGGGCGCGUCCAUGGCCGCAAUCACUGCAGCCCAGCUCUCUGCCGCAUACGACAACGUCAGUCUGUAUACAUUUGGCGAGCCACGAACUGGUAACCAGGCCUAUGCGUUGUACGUUAACGAGGCUUUCAAAGCCCAGAGCCCUGAUACAACUACGUACUACCGCGUUACCCACGCCGACGAUGGUAUCCCGAACCUUCCUCCUACUUCGCAAGGUUAUGUCAGUUCUGGCAUAGAAUAUUGGACUGUAGAGCCCCACAGCGCCCAGAACACAUAUGUCUGCACCGGGGGAGAGGUCCAAUGUUGCGAAGUCCAAGGUGGACAGGGAGUUAACGAUGCGCAUGUUAAUUAUUUCGGGAUGGCUAGCGGAGCCUGUUCCUGGUAG
Aspergillus ruber CBS 135680 is the source of this 849-nucleotide messenger RNA. Its product is annotated as lipase family protein. NCBI's taxonomy places the organism in Eukaryota, Fungi, Ascomycota, Eurotiomycetes, Eurotiales, Aspergillaceae. The transcript is spliced from 2 exons. The coding region runs from base 1 to 849 and encodes 282 amino acids. Gene Ontology annotation, biological process: lipid metabolic process. The record is from RefSeq and is a predicted model, not a curated record.